GUGAUUUUCAAUCCUUUAUUGACCUAUCAACUCAAUUCUUACAAGUCUCUCAUACUCUUUCUCCGAUGGCUCUCUCUGAUGGGCUAUUACUUUUCAAUUCUUACAAUAUAAAACAUAUAUAUGUAUGUAUGUAUGUAUCAUGAUCAACUCAAUUCUUACAAAUCUCUCUUACUCUUUCUCCGAUGGCUCUCUCUGACAAAUCUUCGCGUCAGUCUCUGAUCCCAAGCUUCCUCUACUCCUCUUCCUCCACUCUCUCCACCUCACACAAAUCCUUUGGUCUUGACAGAACCAUGCUCGGUGCUGCUGCGCCAGCAGCACCCAGCUCCAACAACGGCGUCUCGUCUCCGACCAGGAACUUCGUCGUUCCGGCACCGAGCGAGCCUGGCAAGAUCGAGAUGUACUCGCCGGCCUUCUUCGCCGCCUGUGGCGUCAGUGGUGGUCUCAGCACUGGUCCCACUCACAUGGCCGUCACUCCUCUCGAUCUCGUCAAGUGCAAUAUGCAGAUUGACCCUGCAAAGUACAAAAGCAUCUCAUCUGGUUUUGGAGUGUUGUAUAAGGACCAGGGUUUCAAAGGCUUCUUCAGGGGUUGGGUACCAACCUUGCUUGGUUACAGUGCUCAGGGUGCCUGCAAGUAUGGAUUCUAUGAGUUCUUUAAGUACUACUACUCUGACCUUGCUGGACCUGAGAAUGCAGCCAAGUACAAGACCUUGAUCUAUCUUGCUGGUUCUGCAUCUGCUGAGGUCAUUGCUGAUGUUGCACUUUGCCCUUUCGAGGCAGUGAAGGUCCGGGUUCAAACACAGCCUGGUUUUGCUAGAGGUCUAUCAGAUGGGCUUCCUAAAUUUGUUAAAUCUGAAGGCUAUGGAGGGCUAUACAAGGGACUGGUUCCUCUCUGGGGACGUCAGAUUCCAUACACAAUGAUGAAGUUUGCAUCUUUUGAGACAAUUGUGGAGAUUAUCUAUAAGCAUGUCAUCCCCACACCGAAGGACCAGUGUAGCAAUACUCUACAGCUUGGUGUGAGUUUUGCUGGUGGAUAUGUGGCUGGUGUAUUCUGUGCCCUUGUGUCUCACCCUGCUGACAAUCUUGUUUCUUUCCUCAACAAUGCUAAGGGGGCAACUGUUAGUGAUGCCGUGAAUAAGCUAGGUGUUAUGGGUCUCUUUACCCGUGGGCUUCCUCUCCGUAUUGUCAUGAUUGGAACUCUUACAGGAGCUCAGUGGGGACUCUAUGAUUCCUGCAAAGUUCUUAUGGGAUUGCCUACAACUGGUGGUAUUGCUCCUCCUGCUACUGAGCUUGCAGAGGCUUAGAAUUUCAGAUGAUCAGCACAACUUUUUUUCAUUUUGUUGAACGUAGGAAAGAUAAUUAUUGGGUUUAAAUAAACAAUAGGAUUGUUGAAGUUGCUUGGUGGAUGGCUCCAAAUCUAGGCUAGGGCCGUAGCCAAGAUUUUUUACAUAGGGGGCUGAUUUUCGACGACGAUGAUUAUCAUCAUUGUAUGGAUAGUCUAUAUUUUUAGGUUGAUAUGGACCUUCUUUGAGAUAAGCUCGUCGGACUUCAUCUUGUUUUGUUGAUAGGAAAUUCACAUAUUUGUUUACGUGAUCCUAGAUCACGAUUUAUCUCUUCAGAUUGAAUUCUUGAACAUUUGGAAGGGUGUUCAUUAGGCAUUGAAGUAUCAACAUUUAUUUCUACAA
Quercus lobata is the source of this 1682-nucleotide messenger RNA. Its product is annotated as mitochondrial phosphate carrier protein 3, mitochondrial-like. Gene Ontology annotation, cellular component: mitochondrial inner membrane. The record is from RefSeq and is a predicted model, not a curated record. The transcript is spliced from 6 exons. The coding region runs from base 183 to 1301 and encodes 372 amino acids. NCBI's taxonomy places the organism in Eukaryota, Viridiplantae, Streptophyta, Magnoliopsida, Fagales, Fagaceae. Gene Ontology annotation, biological process: mitochondrial phosphate ion transmembrane transport. Gene Ontology annotation, molecular function: phosphate transmembrane transporter activity.